GCCACAGCUAGCUGGCCGAACAAAGCGGAUGAAAGACCACGCUGCUGCUGUCACUUGUAACAUCAAAGUUGCCAUCAUCGUGAUCGCAUGCCCGACGUGUUAGCUCCCCCUCUUCGAACAUAAGUAGGCGCUCCACCUCCGAGUCGUGUGUUCUCCACACUCCUGCUGGCGUUGGGGCGUGUGCCAGUCGCCAGCGUUUUACUGCAUCCCAUUGCUAGUGCUAGCUCCCGCGCUUCUCCCAAUACAAGUACGGUGUCCGUUCUCCCCGGCGCGCAUGGCCGCCGUUGCUAACGACGACACCAAGCUCACCAUCGUCCUCGGCCCGCCCACCGCCUCGCCGGGGUCCAAGGAGACUACCGGCGGCGACGACGACGUCACUGCCACGGCCGUGUCGUCGUCGCCGGCGCGGCGGGAGCGGGACGUCCAGUGGCUGCGCGCCGCGGUGCUGGGCGCGAGCGACGGGCUGGUCUCCACGGCGGCGCUCAUGCUCGGUGUCGGCGCGGCGGGCGGCAACGACGACGACGACGACCUGCGCACCGUCGUCCUCGCGGGCGCGGCGGGCCUCGUCGCGGGCGCCUGCAGCAUGGCCAUCGGCGAGUACGUGUCCGUGCACGCGCAGCUGGACGUCGAGCUGGCCGAGCUCGCGCGCGCGCGCGCCCGGCCGGCUGCGGCGGGGCUCCCGAGCCCCGGGCGGGCGGCGGCUGCCUCGGCGCUGGCGUUCGCGGCCGGGGCGGCCGUCCCGCUGUUCGCGGCGUGGUUCGUCACCGGCUACAGGGCGCGGGUGGCGGCGGCGGUGGCGACGGCGACCGCCUCGCUCGCGGUGUUCGGCUCGCUGGGGGCCGUGCUGGGCCGCGCCCCCGGUGGCCGGGCCGGGCUGAGAGCCGUGGUGGGCGGGCUGGUGGCCAUGGGGAUCACAUAUGGGCUCAUGAAGCUGUUCAGAAUCCAUCAUGGUGUUUGAUGGGCCAGAAAUG
Messenger RNA from Panicum virgatum (switchgrass), 971 nucleotides. RefSeq names its product vacuolar iron transporter homolog 4-like. Lineage: Eukaryota; Viridiplantae; Streptophyta; Magnoliopsida; Poales; Poaceae. Gene Ontology annotation, cellular component: membrane. Gene Ontology annotation, biological process: intracellular manganese ion homeostasis. The record is from RefSeq and is a predicted model, not a curated record. Bases 275 to 958 code for a protein of 227 amino acids. The transcript has a single exon. Gene Ontology annotation, molecular function: manganese ion transmembrane transporter activity; iron ion transmembrane transporter activity.